Homalodisca vitripennis (glassy-winged sharpshooter) is the source of this 2670-nucleotide messenger RNA. RefSeq lists its product as uncharacterized. The record is from RefSeq and is a predicted model, not a curated record. The transcript has 10 exons. Bases 213 to 1226 code for a protein of 337 amino acids. Lineage: Eukaryota; Metazoa; Arthropoda; Insecta; Hemiptera; Cicadellidae.
CAUCGGCAGUUCAGACUUCCGGUCUGUAAUCUGUAUUAUUUCGUUUGGCCUUGGUCUUGAGUCUGGUCUGGUGUCAACACUGUCAAAGUGUCAAGUCAUAUUGCUCAAGUGUAUGAUGUUUGCCCGUGAAAUCUAUUACGAAUUUUCGUCUUGAUAAUAUUCCUUUACACAUUUAGAAACUCAAAAUUCAGUUGUUUCUUGUGUGUAACAUUAUGCAUAAAAGAUACCGGGAUGGACCACAAUUGCGUAAGAGUUACAUGGAUAAUAGACAUCACCGGCGGUUCAGAUUAGGUGAUGAAGACCUAUAUUCGAGGAAAAGAAUGAAGAGUGACCUGGAUGACAGAUAUCACCAGCGGUACAGAUUAGGCGAAGAAGUGUAUUCAAGGAAAAGAAUGAAGAGUGACAUGGAUGACAGAUAUCACCAGCGGUUCAGAUUUGGUGAUGAAGGGUAUUCAAGAAAAAGAAUGAAGUUUCAGGACAAAGAGUGGAGAGUAGUGGAAAAGCCUCCUAAGAAAACUUUAAACAAGGAAUACUGGCAUGAAUGUAUUGGUUCUAAGCUUCAUAAGUUUUUCUUCUCCCCGUGCAUAGAAAAGGAAUCAUCCUUAACAUGGUAUCACUACUCAGAUUAUAAUGGGUCUUACAUAUCGCAUGUUUGGUAUGAAAUAAAAAAAGAUAUAAAUUAUGAUGAUGAUGAUUUGGAAACAGUCAAGCAGAUGUUUAAUGAGAUAUUUAUUAUGACUUAUAAGAACUACUUCGAGGGUGUUGCUGAUUUUGAGAAACGGCUUCAUGACAUGCUAAAGAACUACAAAUGUUCCGAAGAAAAAAAACAAAAUUGGAUUUUCCAACGGUGUCAAGAAAGAAAUAUGAGAAUUGUUUCAAAUUCAGAUAGGAUUAUUUCAGCUUUUUCCUUUCAACAUUUAGCCCAAGACACUGUGAAGACUUGUGUAGAAUAUUUAUUUAACUAUUACGAUGAUGAAUUGAUGAUGUUUUUAUGCCAAUUACUUCAGGCACUGAAGAAAGAGUUUCUGGGAAUAUGGAGUAGAAUUGUAGGGGUCGAUAAAGAGUGUGUGGAAUCCUAUUGUCAAAGACUGUAUGGAUUAGUGGAUAAUCCAGACUUGUCAAUGAAAGUAAAGUCAACAAUACAGAAAAUGCAAGAAAAAUUUAUAAUUAAAGAUCUUGCUACUGAUAGACUAAGAGUAUGUUAUGGACAGAGAAGGAUAAUUUAAAUUUCCACAUGAUUAAGCAGAUGAAUUUACGUCUUAGAAGAGAUGUCUGGAAAGUGAGAAUGGUGUCACUCAUAAAGCAAUUAUUCAUUUUAAAGGACUUGUAUGUUUGCUACUCUGUUUAAUGAUAAUUAGGUACUUAAGUUAACUGUGUGAACUGCUGAUAAUUUUAUGAUCAAGAAACUAAGUUUUUUGAGUAACAUAUUAGAAACAAGCAUUGUUUUUUUCUGCUUUUAUUGUGGUGCUUUGUUUUUAAAACAAACUUAUGACAUUAAAUUAUUAUAAAUAAACUAUGUUAUUAUUUAUAUCAGCUAGUUAUUUAAUCCUAGUUGUACAAAUAUGUACCAAACAGUAAAAUUUAGGUAAUACUUUAGAUAACCCUUCUUAUCCCAGCCAUUUUAUCCAAAAUAUCUCCCAAAACUCCCAGCGAUUUACUGCAAUGUACGUAUGUGCUAGCACUAUUUUGCCGGUUUUGCAGACUUAAAAAAACUUUCGAACAAUCUUAAAUAUUUUAAUUUAUUUUUAUUCAGUGUGCAAGGUACUAAAUUACACAGUAAUAGAUGUGGGAAAUAUAUUAUGCUGAAAAUAAGUUGCAUAACAUUUUGUGAGUUUUUAUUUCUGAAAGAUGUGUUUAUGUAUAAAAAAUAAGUACUCAUAUGAUUAUUUUAUACAAAAGUAAAAUUAAAAUGAGAAACCUGACUAAAAUAAUUAAUUCAUCUCAGUCAAUAAAAAUUUUGGGAUUUAAUUAAAAAUUAAAAGAUUUUCUAGAAUUAGUAGUAAAAGUAAAAUUAAUUAAAACACACUGGUGUAAAAGAAAUAUAAAAAUGUAAAAAGUUCUAAUAAAAAUAACUAAAUAGUGAUGUCAUAUAAAAAUGCAAUGCUCACUCAACAACUAUUUAGUUAGUUAUUUACAACUAGCAUUUAAAAUAGCAAAGUUCAAUGCUACUGGCUAUAAAUUCUGUACCAUUUUUAAAAUAUUGUAUAAAGUUUAGUUCACAACUCUAUUUAAAUGAUUAAUUUUUAGUGAUUGUUUUGGUAUAGCACAAGUGUAGUUUUAAUUACUAAGCCAUCAAUUCUUGAAUGUCAAUAACAAUGUUGUGAUUUUAUGCAGAUGAGCAAAAAUCUGUAUGGAUUGGAUGGAUGUUGGUAUUGAAUUACUAUGGUAUAUAUAUUUAGUUUAAUAGCAACCUAUCACUAAUUUUCUUUGUCUAAUAAGUUUUUCGAAGAUCCAAAACUUGUAUUGAUAAAAUUCUUACCAAAAGUUAAAACUUGAUGGAUGCUAAUCUAAUUAGAAUUGAUUCUAAACUGGUGAUUCAGAGAGAAGUCUUGGUUAAUUGUUUAAAAUCUGAAAAUCAACCAUUUCACUAUUUGUGAUUGAAGUUUGGAAAGCCCUGAUAGAGGUGCUGAAAUAUAAUAUCAAGAUAAUUCAAUAAAUGUUGCUUAUAUA